CAAAUUUGUGUUAACAAACAGCUUAGGGUUUUAUAAUAACACCUUAGUCUAAAAAACUUCCCUCGUCUCUCUUAUUCUAACAAAAGCUUCACUCUUCUUCAAUGGCAGCCUUCGACCAUAUCCGAGACCUUAACGACAUUGCUUUGAAGCCUCGGUUGCUGCGCUCCCUCCUUAAAGAACAUUUACCCGAUGAAACUCUUCCAUUUCGUGAUCCCUCUCAACUUUCCUCCAUUGUUUCCAUUGUCAAAACCCAUAAGCUUCUCUCCGAAGAAAUACCCCCUUCGACCGACAAUAAGCAUGUUUCUGCUUGGAAAUCUGCAGUUGAUGCGUGGCUUGAUCGAAUUUUGAUGCUUGCUCGAACCAAUUUGCCAGAUAAAUGUUGGGCUGGUGUUUGCUUGCUAGGAGUGACUAGUGUUGAAUGCAGCUCUACUCGAUUCUUGGCAUCUUACCCAGAUUGGUUUAAUGUUCUUCUAUCACAUAUUCAGUCAUCAGAGGCUUCACAAUAUAUCAGGGUAGCUUCAUGCGCUGCCGUGUCAGAUGUGAUAACAAGGCUUGGUGGAUUCUCAAACCUAAAGAAGGAUGGAAACUCCCAUGCAAGGAAACUUGUCCAGUCAAUUCUCAACAUGUUUGAUGAGGAUGUAGCAGAGGAUUUAUUAGUAGUGGCUGCUCAAUUGCUGCUGACCAUCUUAAAUAAUUUUCCUUCUUCAGUUCAUCGUCAUCAUGACAAUGCAGAGUAUACUAUUGUUAAGAAAAUCAUGUCCGGUGAUUGUGGUGCCAAUUUGUUGACGAAACUAUCUUUUUGCUUAGCAUCACUUCCAAAGUCAAAGGGAGAUGAGGAUAGCUGGUCAUCAAUGAUGCAAAAGAUUUUACUUUCUCUAAGCUCUCUUUUGAACAGUGCCUUUGAAGGCCUGGAAGAAGAAACAAGACGUGGGGAGGCGGUGUCAUUAUUGGUUCCACCUGGAAAAGACCCUCCGCCUUCUUUGGGCGGGAAGUUGAUGAAAGGAGUGGCAUUGAGCAAUGGAGAGACAUCCCAAAAAUCACUAAUAUCUUCCAUUUCAUCAUUGAUGCAAAGUUGCUGUAUAAUGCUUACUCAUUCUUAUCCUGUUCAGGUAGAAGUUCCUGUUUUGCCAUUACUGGCGAUCAUUAAAAGGGUGUUGGAUGUCAAUGGAUCUUUGCCGGAAACCUUGCAACCAUUUACGACUGCAAUGCAGCAAGAGUUUGUAUGCUUGCAACUUCCUGCUCUACACAUAAAUGUGUUGGAGGUCCUUACAGCAGUUGUCAAAGGGUUACGCAGUCAAAUUUUACCUCAUGCAGCCCAGGUUAUGCUUCUACUGAUGAAAUAUUUUAAAACAUGCUGGUUGUCAGAGCUAAGAACUAAGGUUUACUCAAUCAUCAGAGCUUUAUUGAUUUCUAUGGGGUCCGGAAUGGCGUUGUACAUCUCUGAGGAACUGAUCGACAAUGCAUCUGUUGAUUUAAAGUUUGCUGAUUCUACCAAUGAUGGUGCACCUUCAGAUGAGCAAUGUGUUGAAGUAUCUCUGCAGCAUCACCGCAAGAAGAGAAAGCAUGGAGCUACAACUGGCUUGUUGAUGGAACAAAGGGCUUUGUCAUGCUUGGAACCAAAAGAAUGUCGAGCAUCAAUUGCUUUAAAAAUAGCUUCAAUAGAGACCUUGGAGGCUCUUUUAGUGAUGGGUGGUGCUUUAUUUUGUGAUAUCUGGCGUAGGAGAAUUGAUGAUCUUUUGAUGCAAGUUGCAACAAAAGCUUGCAGAGGGGGAUGUAUAUUUGAUUCAAACCCUGUCCAUCUCAAGGAAACUAAGAGUUUAGCAUGGGAGGAUUUCCAGCUUGUGGCAUUACAUGCACUUUUGGCUUCUCUUCUUUCUCCAGCUGGUUACCGACCACCAUAUCUGUCUAAGAGCCUUGAACUUUUCCAUAGAGGUAAGCAAAAUACCGGAACUAAGCUUGCCAAUUUUUGUGCUCGCGCUCUUCUGGACUUGGAAGUGCUUGUACAUCCCAGAGCACUUCCUCUAACAGAUAUGCCACUGCCAAGUGGUAAUAGAGACUUUUUAGGAAGGACAGAUGGUGCUGAUCCCAAGUACAAGUUGCCAAAUACAAAUGGCACUUUCAGGACAGGUCACGGAAGCUCUCAUGAUGUUUAUGACUUCCUCAAUGAUAUUUACAUGGAAGACAAUCCUGGAUCGGUUAUUCCGGGUGAGGUUUACAAAGACAUGCAAUUCAAUCACAAAUUAAUUGAUGUUCCCUUGGAUGAAAAUCAUGAAGAGCCCAAGGUUACUAAUGGUUCACCUGACAAGGUGAUGACAUUGGAAAAAGCUAUAUGCGCCUUAGAACAUGCAAACGUUGACGGUAAUAUAGGACCAAAUGAUGGUAGAGUAGUAUCGGAUGUGCGGCAUCGUGAAGAACCUAAUAGAACAAGUCCGGCACCAGUUGACAUUAGCUUACAAAUAAGCAGUCCCUUGAAGCAAAGGCUUGAGGGGAAUAUAUCAAACAGUAUUUCUUCUGAUACACCGAGUAGAACUUCUGUGUCGGGCAGAGUUGAGGGGCUUGCUUCGACAACACAGCUAGAAAAUGCUGUUGCUUUCGGUGUUGAUAGCAACAGAUUUAAGAUGUCAAUCUUGGAGCAGGAUGAUGAGUCAUCUGAUUCAUUUCCUGAUAUUGUAGAUGCAGAUCCAGAUACAGAUUCAGAUGAAGACGCCGGGUAGAAAUUUGUUGGAGCGAAAUUUUGGUGAACAAGAUGUAUGUCCUGUUGAGUUAUUUGAGGUCUUUUGUUUGUUAGAAAUUCUUAGCGAAUUAGGUUGUGUAAUAUCUACAAUAUAAAAACCGAUGAGCGGAUGAUUCAUUUUUUUGUCUAUGUAGAAUGGCUAAUGAGGAACCUCUAUGCCCAAAUGGAAUUUUUUAUGGAAUUUUUCUUAUUUUAUUAUACUUAAAUUACUUCGUAGAA
This is a messenger RNA of Amaranthus tricolor (Joseph's coat), 2953 nucleotides long. RefSeq lists its product as uncharacterized. Gene Ontology annotation, cellular component: nucleus. Bases 102 to 2714 code for a protein of 870 amino acids. The transcript is spliced from 13 exons. The record is from RefSeq and is a predicted model, not a curated record. NCBI's taxonomy places the organism in Eukaryota, Viridiplantae, Streptophyta, Magnoliopsida, Caryophyllales, Amaranthaceae. Gene Ontology annotation, biological process: rRNA processing.